Molecule: messenger RNA, 2640 nt
Organism: Salvelinus namaycush (lake trout)
Lineage: Eukaryota; Metazoa; Chordata; Actinopteri; Salmoniformes; Salmonidae
Product: diacylglycerol kinase delta-like
Exons: 24
Coding region: 16-2640 (874 amino acids)
Biological process (GO): intracellular signal transduction; lipid phosphorylation; diacylglycerol metabolic process
Molecular function (GO): ATP-dependent diacylglycerol kinase activity
Source: RefSeq, a predicted model, not a curated record
CCGUUCAGGAAGCUGAUGCUAUGUGCAGAGAGCAGGAAGGAGAUGGAGGAUUGGAUUGGUGCUCUGAAGUCUGUACAGAAAUGGGAGACUUACGAGACCAGUCUAUUUAAUAUGGAACAUUUCUCUGGGAUGCAUAACUGGUAUGCCUGUUCCCACGCCAGACCCACCUUCUGUAACGUCUGCAGAGAGGCUCUCUCCGGAGUCACCUCACACGGACUGUCCUGUGAAGUGUGUAAGUUCAAGGCCCAUAAGCGCUGUGCGGUGCGCUCCACCAACACCUGUAAAUGGACCACGCUGGCCUCCAUAGGAAAUGACAUCAUGGAGGACGAGGAUGGGGUGUCCAUGCCUCACCAGUGGUUAGAAGGGAACCUGCCGGUCAGUGCUAAGUGUGUGGUGUGUGAUCGUAACUGUGGCAGUGUCAGGAGACUGCAGGACUGGAGGUGUCUAUGGUGCACAGCUAUUGUCCACAGCAGCUGUAAAGAGCAGAUGGGAAAGGUGUGUCCUCUGGGUCCGUGUCGCGUCUCAAUCAUCCCUCCGACAGCCCUCAACAGUAUCAACUCUGACGGCUUCUGGAAGGCCACCUCUCCCUCCUGCACCUCUCCUCUCCUGGUCCUCUGUAACUCUAAGAGUGGAGACAACCAAGGAGUUAAGUUCCUGAGGAAGUUUAAACAGCUCCUCAACCCUGCACAGGUCUUUGACUUAAUGAACGGAGGGCCUCAGAUGGGUCUGCGUGUGUUCCAGAAGUUUGCCACGUUUCGUAUCUUGGUGUGCGGAGGAGAUGGCAGUGUUGGUUGGGUGCUGUCUGCACUGGACAAACUAAACCUGCACAAACAGUGCCAGCUAGGUGUGCUCCCCCUGGGGACAGGUAAUGACCUAGCCAGGGUGCUGGGCUGGGGAGCGCUGUGUGACGAUGACACUCAGCUGCUACAGAUCGUGGAGAAGCUGGAGAGAGCCACCACUAAGAUGCUGGACAGGUGGAGUGUGAUGACAUACGAGCUUCCCACCAAACACUGUCCAAUGGUGAAGGAAGAAUAUUUUAGUCCCGACUCACCCUUGCAGGUCCACAUCACUCAGUAUGCAGACUCUGUGGCCUCCCACCUCACCAAAAUCCUGGACUCGGACAAACACACUGAUGUCAUAUCCUCUGCCAAGUUUUUGUGUGGGACGGUGAAUGAUUUCGUAGCAGAGGUGGGGAAGGCGUAUGAGAGAGCCACAGAGAACAAGGAGGAGGCCGAUGCUAUGGCCAAGAAGUGUACUCUGUUGAAUGAGAAGCUGGACAGCCUGGUGAAGGCUCUGAGUGAGGAGGCUGAUGCCAAGGUGGUGCCAGUGGGCAGCGUGCCACCCCACGAGGACCAGGAGGGGGGCACAGACACCCCUGGAGGGGAAUCCCGGCCCCCGUACAGGUCCAGAGAACAGCUGAUGAUGAGAGCUAACAGUCUGAAGAAAGCGCUGAGCCAGAUCAUAGAGCAGGCUGGGAAAGGUCACAUCAGUUUGAGCCCCACCACUUCCUCUAGCAUCGUCUUGGAGAAACCAGAGAGUCUCAGCCCUCCAUCCUUUAACGAGGAUCAGUGUUCAGAGAAAUGUGUACUGAACAAUUACUUUGGGAUCGGUCUGGAUGCUAAGAUCUCCCUGGAGUUUAACAACAAGAGAGAUGAACACCCCAAGAAAUGCAGUAGUCGUACUAAGAACAAGUUGUGGUAUGGGGUGAUGGGAACCAAGGAGCUGGUGCAUAAGACGUAUAAGAACCUGGAGCAACGGGUACUGUUGGAGUGUGAUGGUGUCUCUAUAUGUCUGCCCAGUCUUCAGGGACUAGCUGUUCUCAACAUCCCCAGCUAUGCAGGAGGAAUCAACUUCUGGGGUGGCACCAAAGAGGACAGCAACUUUGGCGCUCCGUCAUUUGACGAUAAGAAGCUGGAGGUGGUGGCUGUGUUUGGCAGCAUGCAGAUGGCUGUAUCCAGAGUCAUCAACAUCCAGCACCACCGCAUCGCACAGUGUCGUCAGGUAAAGAUCACUAUCCUAGGAGACGAGGGGGUACCAGUACAGGUGGAUGGUGAAGCAUGGAUCCAGCCCCCAGGGAUAGUCAAGAUCACACACAAGAACAGAGCUCAGAUGCUCACCAGAGACAGGAACUUUGAGAGGACUCUGACGUCAUGGGAGGACAAGAGGAAGAUUGACAGCUACCAUUCCUCCAGGCCCCUCAACUCUCAGCAAUCUAUGGAAUACCUCACAGAGGAGGAGUGUGCUCAAGUUCAGCAGCUGGGCUUGGUGGCAGACACACUCAUCACUAGGAUAAGAGAUGCGGCUAAGACACACAAGCUGGUGGAACAGGAGCUGGCUCAUGCUGUUAACGCCAGUGCCCUGGUCCUCAGUGAAGCCUUCCCCUCCAAGCCGUCCAGCCCUGAGUGUCUGAGUCGCAGUACAGCAGUGGAGAUCGUGAACAGCAGUAGAGUCCUACAGCUGGAGACCACGAUGCUGCUGGAGGGGAAACUACUGGUGGACUCUCCCCAGGAAGAGGAGCUCCUCUCUACUCUCAGCAGUCUGAGCGCUGAACUCCACAAGCUGGACGACAUACACUGGAUCUGCCCUGCCAUGCACUGCUCUGAGGAGGUGGCUGUGAGACACUGUGAGGGUGACCGGUAA